UAAUUUAGGGUUUGAAGUUCACAGGCUGGAUUGGAUGGACGUUGAACGGAUUCCAACUCCUUGCUGAUCUAAAAAUCUUGAGACCUAUAAUUAAAGAUUCCUUUUAGUUUCUUCAUUCUUUUUCUCUAUAAUUAAAGAUUCCUUUUAGUUUCUUCAUUCUUUUUCUUUCUUUUCGACUUGCUUUGUUGUGUGAAACCCAUCUCCAUUAAAGUUUUCUCCUUUCUUAGGAAGGGAAGAACAACGAGGAAGGCUUAUCAAAACCCUCUUCACAAAAUCCAUUAAAGUUUUUUCUCUCUGUUCCUUCCUUCUGUUUUCGCUUCGUUACUACGGUUACAUUGUUCUCUCUCGUCCUUCAAUUCAAGGUACGCUCUUCCCGAUUGCGGAUCGUGUCUCAAUUCUGGGUUUGCGUCAUUUGAUCAACAUAAGAGAACACGCAUCGAUCCUCGACUCCUACUUGCUGAAUCCUUAACUCGCGACGCGAAAUUGGGUUCCUGUUCUGCUCCGAUCUCGCUGUGAUCUUUCAAUUUCAACACCUUCUUGAUACCUCUCGGAGCAAUUUGAAGUUUUUUCCAGAUCCGUCUUAGCUCUUGUAGAGAAUGGCGGAUUUGAUACCAUUUUAUCUCAAUAUCGUGGCAUUUCUAUGUACUGCUGGAGCCAUUGCUUUGGCAAUAUUUCAUAUCUACAGGCAUCUCCUGAAUUACACGGAGCCAACUUAUCAGAGAUAUAUCGUACGCAUCAUCUUCAUGGUCCCAGUUUAUGCCUUCAUGUCAUUCUUGUCUCUUGUGCUACCCAGAAGCUCGAUAUAUUUUGAUUCCAUACGAGAAGUUUAUGAAGCAUGGGUCAUUUACAACUUCUUAUCACUGUGUUUGGCUUGGGUUGGAGGCCCAGGAGCUGUAGUGCUAAGUUUAAGCGGCCGCUCUCUAGCGCCAUCUUGGUCUCUCAUGACAUGCUGCUUUCCACCAUUAACAUUGGACGGGCGUUUUAUUCGGCGAUGCAAGCAAGGUUGUCUGCAAUUUGUAAUUCUAAAGCCUAUCCUAGUUGCUGUCACACUUGUUCUUUAUGCGAAAGGAAAGUACAAGGAUGGGAAUUUUAACCCUGAUCAAGCAUAUCUCUAUCUUACUAUCAUCUACACCAUAUCCUACACAGUGGCCUUGUACGCACUUGUGCUAUUUUAUAUGGCAUGCAGAGAUCUGCUUCAGCCUUUCAAUCCAGUCCCAAAGUUUGUGAUCAUCAAGUCUGUGGUCUUUCUAACCUAUUGGCAGGGUGUUCUAGUAUUUCUUGCUGCAAAAUCUGGAUUCAUAAAGGGCGCAGAGCAAGCGGCUCAUUUUCAAAAUUUUAUAAUAUGUGUCGAGAUGCUUAUCGCUGCAGCAUGCCAUUUCUAUGCUUUUCCAUACAAGGAGUAUGCCGGUGCCAAUGUUGGUGGAUCUGGCAGUUUCUCAGGGAGCCUAUCACAUGCUGUCAAACUAAAUGACUUCUACCAUGACACUGUUCACCAGUUUGCUCCUACUUACCAUGAUUAUGUGCUCUAUAAUCAUAACGAUGGUGGUGACGAGGGGGCAAAGAAGUACCGGUCGAGAACUUUUGUGCCAACUGGCCAAGAGAUGGAUGCAAUGAGAAAGAACAAACCCGUGUAUGCAAACAAGAUAGAUGGUGUCUCGGUCUCAAGUAGUCUAUCUUCAGGGACAAGCUCACCGAAAAGCUCCAGCGUAACUUCUGAUCCUGUGCGCUCUGAUGCUGCUAAAUCUUCCUUGCUUGUGGAUGCCUCGGAUUCUCUUGAUACAAUGUAUGAUAUGUCGCUCAUUGACAUUGAUUUAUCUAGUUUCCCCAGCAAUGUUCCCUCAGCAAAUGAAAGUGGACCUAGAUAGGAGCAGAAUAAAGAUGUAGAAGAAAGCACCAUUUACAAGUACAAAAUGUGCUCCUUAUAGUUGGAUUCAGAUGAAUCUUCUACAGGUGUGUUCGUAGUUUGAAGAUGUUAGUAGGGAGUCUUGAGGAUAAAUGAAAAAAGCUUCUAAACC
Messenger RNA from Eutrema salsugineum, 2015 nucleotides. Its product is annotated as transmembrane protein 184A. The record is from RefSeq and is a predicted model, not a curated record. Bases 597 to 1865 code for a protein of 422 amino acids. Gene Ontology annotation, biological process: transport. The transcript is spliced from 7 exons. Gene Ontology annotation, molecular function: transporter activity. Lineage: Eukaryota; Viridiplantae; Streptophyta; Magnoliopsida; Brassicales; Brassicaceae.